AGAAGAAGCAUAAAUAGGCACUGAAAGCCAGACCCGUGUUUGUGAUUAGAGCCACGGGUGGCUGUAUCACAGUAAACUGAGCAAAGGCAACUGAGACUGAGAGGAUGGAGAAUACAACGAGUGUAUUGCCACUAGUCUGCAAAAUCAUUCACAUACCUGAAAAGUCAUCCUUUCUUCCUCAUCUCCAACCCACAGUUAACGUGCUUGCUUCUGUCAUUGAACCCAAAGAUGCCAAUACUCUAGUCAGGAAGUUAAAUAAGAUUGCACCACUGGAAAAUUUGCAACAUGUGAAGCGUGUGCAGAAGAAAAGCAUUGGGGGGGAACCUCAAUUAUCUCUGCUUUUAUGUAUGACUGUUGGAAAUGAUGGUGGAGAUGAUUGCAUGCCAUACGAGAUUCUUGAACUUGUCAAAUCAUACCAGUUGAGUACUUUCAUCACAAAAGUUUGCAAAUAUGCUGCAACAUCAAAAGAAGAAUGGGACGAACAGUGCAAGCUCUGGCCUACUUCGUAUCAUCCGCCAACCUACAACAUCAGUGGCAUAACUGGAUUUAGUGAAGAGGAGUCGCAAUCAGUUGUCGGUUUCAUGAGACACACCAUUAAUUUGGCAACAUCUUCUAUUGGUCAGGUGGUCAAUGCUGCUGUUAUUGUAGAUCCUUCAACUAAGCAGGUCAUUGCAAGUGCUUGUGACCAGGUAAUAUCCUCGGCCAGUCUUGCAAAUGGGGUCAGCAAGGAAGGUAGCUGCUCGAACUAUCUAGAAAACCUCAAAGCCUCUAAUUUGGAAAACCAGCAAAUGUCACUUUUGGAUGGUUCAAUUAGUGAAUUCAAACCUAUAACUGACAAUGUUGCUUGUGUACAUCCUUGGCAAUGGGCACUGCAAAACUCUAGUUGCUGGCAUCCUUUGCGGCAUGCGGCUAUUGUUGCCAUUGAAAAUUCUGCUGCCAGGGAUCUACAACUUUUUCCUGAUCACAAAGCUCUAUCUCCUUUGAAAAGACAGAAGAUCGAGGAGUCUGGCUUCCAAAGCAAUGGCCAUAGUUAUCAAUCGCUCAGACCUUAUCUAUGUACUGGAUAUGACAUUUAUCUGGCCUGGGAGCCAUGUGCAAUGUGCGCAAUGGCGCUUGUACAUCAAAGAGUUAGACGGAUAUUUUUUUCUUCCCCAAAUUCCAGUGUUGGUGCACUAGGAAGUGUUCACAGAUUGCAAGGGGAGCGGAGCUUAAAUCACCAUUAUGCUGUUUUCAGGGUCGUGCUGCCUGAGGAGGUGUUCAGGAAUAAAGUUGUAGAUGGAAAGACUUCUGGAAGUGGUUGAAACAAACACUAAUCAGCUUUUUGGGGAGUCUUUAAAAAUUAAAGAUAAAUGACAAGUGACAUGUUACCAACGAUUCAACAAACCAAGAAUGGUUCUUAUAUGUGGAUUAUCCGGAGGGGAAAAUUACUGUCAGCAUCAACCAGAAGAUUGAAGUCACAAAAGAGAAGAAACUGUUCCAAUGAAUCAAAAUUUGGUUCACCAAUACUUAUCCAUGUUUAGCAAGAUAUGCCGAGCUGAGUACGAUAUCCCACAACAUUUCCAGAUGGGAGUUUGAAUCGAAUACAUAUGGAAUUUUUUAAUAUCAAGAUUUGAGAAUAGAUUUGGGUAGUGCAUUUGAUUAAAAGUUAUGUAACCAUUAAAUUACUCUGAAGAUUUUUUCAUCUGAAGUUUUCUGAUGGUUCCGAAGUGGGUGAUUUUAACAUUCAUAUGAAUAUUUCACCUGUGCAACAAUAUGAAGGCCAGAUUUGCUGGUAGAAAACCAGUUUCAGAGAGCCAAGAAAAGAAGAUUGUGGAAGGACAAUAACAUUGUCAAGCACAUCUUGGUAACUUUCUUCUUUUACUGGAUUUUUAAAUGGAUAUUGUUUGAACUAGCUGUGGAAACAACAUCUUGCAGAAAUGCAGGGUCUGGCCCUUGUGGUAUGUACAAUAGACCCUUGUGGUCUGACCCUUCUCUGGACCCUGCACAUAGCAAGAGCUUAGUGCACCGGGCUGCCCUUUUUUAGGUCACAUAGCGCACCUAGGCAAAGAGUGCAGUUUGAGAAAAUUGGUUCGACAAAGUAUGUUGAUGGACUUGUGGAUGCAGACACAAAUUCAGAGAAUAGUUGGAGAUCGCUUGGUAACUUCAGGAACAAAGCAAAACCAGGAUCAGGUCAAUCAGACCGAGUAGGGAGACCUGAUCAUCGCAGUACUGUCCAUUCCAGCUCUCCCUUUGGCCAGAGACAAUAGAGAAAUGCUUCCUUUAGGCUUGCUGUACAAAUUCUAGUAGUAAAAAUCAACCUUGGUCUCAAUGUGACCUACGGUAAGUACUUGCCAAGUUGAUCAAGACUUG
Messenger RNA from Solanum verrucosum, 2349 nucleotides. RefSeq names its product tRNA-specific adenosine deaminase TAD3-like. Gene Ontology annotation, molecular function: tRNA-specific adenosine-34 deaminase activity. The record is from RefSeq and is a predicted model, not a curated record. Lineage: Eukaryota; Viridiplantae; Streptophyta; Magnoliopsida; Solanales; Solanaceae. Gene Ontology annotation, cellular component: cytoplasm; nucleus.